GUAGCGAUCGUGACAGGUUCUUAGUUGAGACGUGUCUGUUGGUCGGUUCGGUCCGCAAGUGUCCGCGACCCCUUUUGUGGCCAGUCAGGACCCCCUGCUUUAGCGAGGGUACUACACAUCGACCAUGUCAUCGAAGGAGCUUUACGUAAAGGACGCCCGAGUAUGGAUACCGCACCCAGAAACGGUCUGGGAGGGGGCCGUGGUGGCGCAGGAUUACAACACAAACGACAAACAGCUCCAGCUAGUCACCGACCGGGGUGUACCGCACACGGUGCAGCUGAAGAGUGCCGACGACUUGCCACCGCUGCGCAAUCCGGCCAUCCUGAUCGGCCAGAAUGAUCUCACCGCGCUGUCCUAUCUGCACGAGCCGGACGUGCUGUACAAUCUGGAGGUGCGGUUUUGCGACCGCCAGGCCAUCUACACCUACUGCGGCAUCGUGCUGGUGGCCAUCAAUCCGUACGCCGAGCUGCCCCUGUACGGUGCCGACCUGAUACGGGCGUACCGGGGGCAUGCCAUGGGCGAGCUGGAGCCGCACAUCUUCGCCGUGUCGGAGGAGGCGUACGCCAAGCUGGAGCGCGAGAAGUGCGACAUCAGCAUCAUCGUUAGCGGCGAGUCGGGGGCGGGCAAAACGGUGUCGGCCAAGUACGCCAUGCGCUACUUUGCCGCCGUUGGUGGCAGCGAGUCGGAGACGCAGAUCGAAAAGAAGGUGCUGGCGAGCAGCCCGAUCAUGGAGGCGAUCGGGAACGCGAAAACGACCCGCAACGACAACAGCUCCCGGUUCGGCAAGUUUACCAAACUGCUGUUCCUGGACAACCACACGAAGGCGCUGACGGGGGGCACGAUGCAGACGUACCUACUGGAGAAGUCGCGCGUUGUCUUUCAAGCGCCGGGCGAGCGGAACUAUCACAUCUUCUACCAGCUGUGCGCCGGGCGGGACCGGUGGCCGGAACUGAUGCUGGACCAUCAGGACAAGUUUCACUUUCUCAACCAGGGCGCGUCGCCCAACAUUAGCAAGCUGUCCGAUCGGGACCAGUUCGACGAUACGCUGAACGCGCUGCGCACGCUCGGCUUCGAUGACGGCGAGCUGGGGGAUAUCUUGAAGGUGGUCGCCUCGGUGCUGCACCUGGGCAAUGUGGUGUUCAGCCACCGGCAGAAGAGCCAAACGAGCCAGGAGGUGGACAGCGAGGCGUGUUCGAUUGCGAGCAACGAUCUGCAUCUGAACGUGUUCUGUGACAUUCUGCAGCUGGACCGGGCGGAGCUGCGCAAGUGGCUUGUGACACGCCAGAUCGAAUCGAUGAACGACAGUGUGCUGAUACCGAUGAACAAGCAGACGGCGGAGGCAACGAGGGACGCAUUGGCAAAGCACAUCUACGCCGAGCUGUUCCAGCACAUCGUGCAGAAGAUCAACCGCAAUCUGGCCGGGAGCAAGAAACAAACCUGUUGCUUUAUUGGUGUGCUCGAUAUCUACGGCUUCGAAACGUUCGACAUAAACUCGUUCGAGCAGUUCUGCAUCAACUACGCCAACGAGAAGCUCCAGCAGCAGUUCAACCAGCACGUGUUCAAGCUGGAACAGGAGCAGUAUCUGCGCGAGGGCAUCGAGUGGAAGAUGAUCGACUUCUACGACAACCAGCCGUGCAUCGAUCUGAUCGAGGCGAAGCUCGGCAUACUGGACCUGCUGGACGAGGAGUGCCGGAUGCCGCGCGGCAGCGACGAAUCGUGGGUCGGCAAGCUGAUGGAGAAGUGCGCCGGCAAGUACAAGCACUUCGAGAGGCCGCGCUUCGGCAACAGUGCGUUCUUGAUACGCCACUUCUCCGACACGGUGCAGUACGAAUCGUGCGGCUUCCUCGAGAAGAACCGUGAUACCGUCUCGCGGGAGCUGGUAAGUGUGCUGAAGGCGUCCGGGAUGCGAUUGUGCCAGCGGCUUAUGGUUGCACAGGAGGAGGGUCACCAGGACGUGACCCAACCGGUGGCCGGGGUGAAGAUUAUGGUCAGUGCGGCACGAGCUCAGCAAUCGUUGGAGAAAAAGAAAAAGCCGAUGACUCAGAAGCAGCAGAGAAAAACGGUUGGUUCACAGUUCCGUGAAAGCUUGACGCAGCUUAUAACGACGCUCCACAACACGACGCCACAUUACGUUCGAUGCAUAAAGCCCAACGAUGACAAAGCACCGUUCAAAUGGGAAGCACCGAAAAUCGUGCAGCAGCUGCGCGCUUGCGGGGUGCUCGAAACAGUCCGCAUUUCGGCCGCCGGCUUCCCGUCGCGCUGGAAGUACGAAGACUUCUACGAUCGCUACCGGUUGCUGUGCCAAUCGGCGUCGAACGGUGGCGAGCUGAACGUGAAGGACACGUGUGCCAGCAUCGUGCAGCGCUGGUUGGUCGACGCGGACAAGUACCGGUUGGGUAAGACGCAGCUGUUCUUUCGCGCGGGCCAGGUGGCCUAUCUGGAGCAGGUCCGUAGCGACACCCGAAAGAAGUACAUCGUCAUCGUGCAGUCGCUGAUCAGGCGGUUCGUCUGUCGAAGGCGCUACCUGCGGCUCAAGCAGACCGCACUCGGGCUGCAGCGUCACGCCCGUGGAAUGUUGGCAAGAAAGCGAGCGGAUAACUUACGGAAAAACCGUGCAGCGAUUACGAUCCAGCGGUACACCCGUGGUUGGUUGCAGCGCAAAAAGUACGUGCAGAUCCGUCGGGCUGUGCUCGGGAUACAAACGCGCGCUCGCGGCUUUAUGGCACGACGCACGUUCCGUGCAGUGCUGGACAACUACAAGGCUACCCAGAUCCAACGGUUCUGUCGUGGUUACCUGGCGCGUCGGCGUUACCGCGAGCGGUUGGCGCACAUCAUCAAGUGUCAGGCUGCGGUUCGGCGAUUCCUGGCGCGACGUGCGUUUAAGAAGCUGAAGGCUGAGGCACGCACCGUGGCGCAUAUCCAGAAGAUGUACAAGGGCCUGGAGAACAAGAUUAUCGAGUUGCAGCAGCGGUACGACGGGCUGUCGAAGGAGAACGCCGGCCUCCGGAAGCAGAACGCUGAGGUGCUGGAGUUGCGCCAGAAGCUCGAAGGCAUGAAGCGGCUGGAGGCUGAGUUAAAGCUUCUCCAACUGCAGCUGGUCGAACGGGACGAAAAGCUGGUACUCUCCAUCCGCCAGCUGGAGGGUGAACGGGAUGAAAAGAUGCAGCUGCUCGAGGAGAAGCAACGGGAGGAGGAAGAGCGCCUGCGCGAGCGAGAUGCGUUCGAGCAGGAGUUGAAAAAGGUGCGCCAACAGGUGACGGAGAUUACGGCCGUCCAGCAGGUCGAACGGGCCCGGUUGGUAUCGCAGGCGGACACCGACGAGAUCCAUGCCGCCUACCAGCGCACGGUGAAGGACAAGGACACGCUGGAGAACGAAAACGUGGCGCUCCGGCAGGAGGUGCGCCGGCUGCAGCGCAUUAUGGCGGACUCGCAUGAGCUGAAAACUCAUUCACGCUCCGUCAGCAAUGCGUCCAGCACGAACGAGGAGGACUACGGCUACACCUCCGGGCGCAACACGCUGGACAUCCGGCACGCCUCGCCGCAUCCGUACGAAGGUGAUGUCGGGGGUGGCACUGUGCGCGGGGCUCACCGCGGCCCCAGUGGGUCUGUUGGUGGUAAUUAUAGCGUUAGUAGUACAAUUGUCGCUAGUCACGGUGAGCGAAGGGGUGAGAAAAAGCAUCCUUUCAUCGAUUAUGAUCGGGUACACCGGAUUCCGCCGGAGUCGAUCGGACUGCUGAAAGAUCCUUCUGAUUCGCAUGUAGGCGAUUCCCCGGAAAAAGACCAGACUGCCAUCAUUCUCCGGAUGCGUAAGCUGUUCGAGGAGGAAAAAUCCAAGAGCGAACAGCUUCGGAAGGAGUUGACGCGGCUGAAGAAAUCAUCCACCGUCAGCACCGAGGAUUCGAUCCGUGCGUCCGAGCUCGAGGUGGAGAACGAGAAGCUCCGGCAGGAUUACAAUCUACUACGGAACAGCAUCAAGCGGGGUGUGGAAUCGCGCGAGAUGGAGGCACAGUACGGUGCCCUGCAGGAGGAGCUGAAGCGGCGCCGGGAGGAAUGUAUCUCGCUCAAGGCUGUCCUGGCACAGCAGAGCCAAUCGUUACGUUCGCUCGGCCAGGCCGUCAACGGGGAGACGAGCCUACGGAUACACGACGAGGGUGAGCUGAUGGAGGCGUUCCAGGCGCAGAAACUGGUCAACCGGCAGCUCGAGUCGGAGCUGCGUGCCAUCACGGAUGCGAAUAAUGAAUCGCUAGUCGAAAGCAACCGCAUCAUCGACGGGUUGAAGGCGGAAAAUGGUGAACUGCAGGCGAUCCUGCAGCAGCACGUCGAGGAGAACGACGCACAAGAACCGCCGGUGGACGUGGAUACGCUGCGACAGACCGAGCAGUACCUGCGGCACGAGCUACGCAAGUCAACGGGCGAGUAUGUGGGACUGCAGGAGCAACUGAACGAGCUGCUGGCAAAGAACAACGAGCUGCUGAAGAAGAACAACAUCCUGGCGAACCGAUUGCGCGAUCACGGGCUAAACGAUUCGAUCCUCAUGAACGAUGAGUUCCACAACAUGGUGGCGGUGGUGAAGAAACAAACGCAAUCCUCGCAGGGCAUCCUAAAGUACCGCCAGGAGGACGAGAGCAAGAUUAUGCAGCGUCUCGUGACGGACCUGAAACCACGGGUGGCGGUUACACUUGCGCCGAGCUUGCCGGCGUACAUGGUGUUUAUGUGCAUCCGGUACACGGAUCUAGUCAAUAUGGACCAACACGUGCGCUCGCUGCUGACUCGCUUCGUGCAGAUGAUCAAGCGACUAUACAAGGGCGCAAAUUCGGUGGAAGUGCGCGUCAUGUGGCUGGCCAAUACCCUUACUCUACACAAUCUGAUGAAACAGUUCGGCGGCUAUCCGGAGUACAAGAAGUACAACACGGACGCACAGAACGCGCAGCAGCUGAAGAACUUUGAUUUGGCCGAAUACCGGCAGGUGAUACACGAGACGAUCGUCUCCAUCCACGGCGUGCUGAUACGGCAGAUACAGGAAAGCCUCAAGCAGUACGUCGUGCCGGCGAUUCUGCACCACGACGAGACGGCCCGGGGCAAGAGCCGGCGUACCAUGUCGCUCGACAUGUCACCCGAACAGCAGGGCCGAUCCGAGCCGGAACUGUUGGUCCAGCAGCUCGAGUGUGUGUACAACCAUCUGGCCAGCUUCGGGCUGGACGGUUGCUACAUCGAGCAGAUUUUCAAGCAGCUCAUGUACUUCAUCUGCGCCGUCUCGGUCAACAACCUGAUGCUGCGCGGUGAUCUGUGCAUGUGGAAGACGGGCAUGAAGCUGCGCUUCAAUAUGGGCUGCCUGGAGGGUUGGGUGCGCACGAAAAACAUGAGCACGUCCGACGUGAUGAAACCGUUUCAGCCGUUGAAUCAGAUCUCCUCGAUACUGCAGCUGCGCAAAACCGAGGAGGACGUACAAACGCUGCUGGAGCAAUGCACGUUACUUUCCACCGCGCAGGUUUUGAAGAUCAUUAAAUCCUACAAACCGGACGAUUGCGAGGACCAGAUCAAACCGGCUUUCAUCGAGCGGUUGACGCAGCAGUUGAACCUUCGCUCCGAGCAGCGCGAAUCCGACACGUACAUGAUGGACGAAGAGAUCGUCAGCCCACUGGUCGUCGUGUUUAAGUAUAGCGAGAUCAACUUGGAGGAGAUCGAAAUACCACCCGAGCUGAACCUCGAGGGACUAGUGACCAUGAUUUAAAGGCUUUCGCCUCCAUUUUCCUAAGCUCGGUUAGUAAAAGUAGAAGAAAUAUAGGAAGCGUAUCGCGUAGGGCUCAGUUUACGCUAAACUACGGUUAAGAUUGUUACAUCAUAUUGGAUACCGGCGUCAGAAGGUGGGUACCAUUUGUUAGUGAACUACGGAAACAUACCUGAAUGAAGUGCAAUUGGUUUUUUCUCGCUAAUCAAUCAUCAUUCCCGAUUGCGGCGCUCUCCGCACGCAUGAUAUGUUAAUAGAUUUUUGUUACGUUUAAUAAUGAUGAACUGUGAAGAAUCGGGGUUGGGACUAACAUUUCUUGGACUAAUUGGAAACGCGUGUGCCUCGUUAUGGGAGAAGAAAACUGGUUGAUGGAUGGAGAAUGAUGUUGACCGUUGAUAUUCAUUCCAUUGGCCCAGUAGAGUUUGUCGAGAACUCGGGACCUAUCCUUUGUUGUUAUCAUAGUUGCUCAUGUGAGAUGGUUUAAGGCAGGAACAAGGCAGGAGUAGAAAUUAAGGUGUCUCGAAAACAUCAAUUUUCAAUACAUCAUCGCAAAAACGGCUUUGGGAAGCAUCGGGUUUCGAGUAAUUUCGCGUGAUUGUGUGCACCACCUGCACCAACCAAGGGACUAGAGCAUACGUACUUACGAACGGUUGAUGAUGAUGAUGAUGUUAUAUUUACA
This is a messenger RNA of Anopheles coustani, 6407 nucleotides long. It is a transcript of the gene didum, whose product is annotated as unconventional myosin-Va. Gene Ontology annotation, cellular component: actin cytoskeleton; myosin complex; cytoplasm. The record is from RefSeq and is a predicted model, not a curated record. Bases 125 to 5731 code for a protein of 1868 amino acids. The transcript is spliced from 11 exons. Gene Ontology annotation, molecular function: actin filament binding; microfilament motor activity; ATP binding. Gene Ontology annotation, biological process: actin filament organization; vesicle transport along actin filament. NCBI's taxonomy places the organism in Eukaryota, Metazoa, Arthropoda, Insecta, Diptera, Culicidae.